Fraxinus pennsylvanica is the source of this 1302-nucleotide messenger RNA. The record is from the annotation of a GenBank genome assembly. NCBI's taxonomy places the organism in Eukaryota, Viridiplantae, Streptophyta, Magnoliopsida, Lamiales, Oleaceae.
AUGGAAGCAAACAAGUUGAACCAAGAAAUCGUUUUGCUUCGUAAGCACAUCAGAAUGUGUAGUGGAACAUCUGAGGCUGAUUUAAUCAGCAAUCUUCCGGUUAGUAUUGUAGAGAAUAUCAUGGGAUGUUUGCCAUUGCGGGAUGCAGUAAGGACUAGUAUUUUGUCGAGAGAAUGGAGGUACAAAUGGGUAACGUGUCCGGAACUCGUGUUUGAUUUUUGGUUCGAUCAGAUGUUUCUUGGACAUCACAAACUCGAGAAACUCGUGUACCUUAUUCUAAAACUUCAUCAAGGACCCUUGAUUAAGUUUGCCCUCCAGGUCCCUGCUUUCAGAAGUUGCCCAGAUAUUGAUCAAUGGGUUGAUCUUAUGCCAAACAACACUAUCCAGGAUUUCACUCUUCACAUUUCUCGGGGGGACAACCAUAAAUUGCCUUCUCGUAUAUUCACUUUUAACCAGCUAAGAAAGUUGAAACUUUAUAAAUGCGUAUUAUACCCUCCUCUGGGAUUCAAAGGAUUUAAUAAGCUCUUGAAUCUCGAUCUUCAGAAUGUUGACCUUGUGCCCCAAACAUUUGCAAGCUUUAUCUCAGCUUGCCCGAUACUUGAACGAUUGAGGAUGAUUGAUUGCACCAGUUUCAAUUGCCUUGAAAUUGAUGCUCCCGCAUUGAAGUUUCUAGAGUUUCACGGGGUAUUCAGAUCCAUCUCUUUCACAUAUAGCCCUCUUCUUGCGGAAGUUAUUAUAUCUUUCUCUUCCAUUGAUUUCGGAACGGGAAAAUGCUUCUCGUCUAAUUUAAUCACGUCUCUAAGUUGUCUGCCUUCUCUCGAGGAACUGCAUAUGCAGGCUUUCGCCUUGCAGGAACUUGCUGAGGAUGGUUUACCUAAGAAACUUCCAGUCACUUUGGAAACUCUGAAAAUUCUUCACCUCUCCGAUAUGUAUUUCGAAAAAAUUGAGGAGAUCGCUUGUGUUCUUUGUUUGAUUAGAAGCUCUCCCAAUUUACAAAAGCUUAAAAUUACAGCUUUCACUUUCGAUGUUGUGGAGUCCGUGGGGGAAUAUCUCCGCGCACAAAAUAGCUCCGAUUGCUUGGCUCAGCUUAAGACUGUGGAUAUGCUACUUUUCUCUGGGGUCGAGCCUGAAAUGGAAUUUGUUAAAUAUCUGUUGGCAUCUGCUACUGGACUCGAGGAAAUGGCGAUUUUGCCCCAUGCUGGAAGCGUCUCUGAUGGAGGUGAGUCGAUAAUGAAUGAACUUAAUCAGUUUCCUCGAGCAUCAGCGAAGGCAGAAAUCAUUAAUGUCAAAAAUGAAUCAUGA